Molecule: messenger RNA, 1763 nt
Organism: Durusdinium trenchii
Lineage: Eukaryota; Dinophyceae; Suessiales; Symbiodiniaceae
Source: the annotation of a GenBank genome assembly
GGGCCGAAAUCCUCUCGCCAACAUGGCCCCUUCCACCUGUGACGCCAUGCCCUUCAACCACUGGUUCACUUGGGCUUUCCAACUCAAGGCUGGAGACGAACUCUGGUACCGGCGGUGUGAGGGUGGCAAUGUUCAAGCGCUGGUCUUGGAGACCUGCCCGCAGAGCAACAGCUGCUGGGUGGAAUACUACAUUGAACGGCCCGGAGGCGGCCGACAGCAUAGACGUGCUUUGGUCAAACUGGAGGACCUUGCGCGGAUUCAGUUCGAACAGGACAUCUCUUCGCAAUCCGAAGCUGAUCCCAACUACGGCGCGUCCCAGGAGUCCGUGACGACCAGCGAGGAGACCUCAGAAGCCAUCUCUGAGAUCUAUGAUGCCAAUGCCAGGAGAGAGAAGGCUUACAGCAUGGUGGUCGAAGAUGAAGCUUCAAAAGAGCGAAGGAGGAGCCGUGCAUUCAGCAUGCUCUUUGCAGAAGAGCGCAACAGGGCUUACAGUAUGCUGUUCGCAGACGAGCGAAGGCGAAGUAGGGCACAAAGCAUGCUUUUUGCAGAGGAGCGACGACGGAGCAGGGCGCAAAGCAUGCUUUUCGCUGAAGAGCGAAGGCGAAGCCGGGCGCAAAGCAUGCUUUUUGCUGAGGAGCGAAGCAGGGCCCAAAGCAUGGUCUGUGCAGAGGAGCGAAGCAGGGCCCAAAGCAUGGUCUGUGCAGAGGAGCGAAACAGGGCAUACAGUAUGCUCUUUGCAGAUCCGCGCUCCAGUGCACUCAGCAUGGUCACCGAGGGUGAGCUGAGCUCAGUCCCAGAAGAUUCGGAGCUCAGGUACAAAAGAGCCGUGAGCAUGAUCUUCAGCGAUGGUUCGGGUGAGAGGCAAGUCAGCGAAGCUUCCCUGCCAUCGAUCAUCGAGUGUGAUGUGAAAGACUCGAGUGAUGACUCAGAGGAGGGAUUGAAGCGCAUCACGGAGGGCAGCGAAGACUUUCGAGAUGAGUCCAGUAGCGAUGCACGCAGCACCGCACCCGAUUCAGAGGGUGCUCAAGGUGCUUUCCAGCCCACGUACGGAGAAGAGAUCUCGUGGCCAUCAGCGCUGUGGACUAUGCCCCAACUAGUCGGAUUGGAGCCUGAAAACGUUGAAGUCUUCUGUGGUUCGAGUACUGACAGCUGCAUGAACUGCGCCAAGCCUUUGGCAGGACAUUCUGUGAGCAAGGUUGCAAAUGAGAUGUCAGAGCUGUGCAAGAUCCUGCAGAUGAGGGCCACCUUUCUCGAGGCUGAAGAGGGAGGCAGCUUGGACUUCGAUGGCGAGGGCCUCUCCGCACAGGCUUGGGUCUACACGCCGAGCCCAGAGGAGUCCGACAAAAGCGGCGAAGAGAUGGAUCCAUGCAAAGCCUUCGGAGAGGAUCAAGAGGAUGAACCCAAGAGUUCGGAGGAUGUGCAGGAAGAGGAAGUGGUGAAGGAGGAAGGUGCCUCCGAGGAAGCUGGCAGUGCGGAAGAAACUGAGAAGCCGAAGAAGAAAGUUGGACUCGUUGCCAGAGCGUGGGCAAUGCUGGGAUGCCAAAGUGGGAUGAAGUCUGAGAAACCCCCUGAGAAAACAUCACCGGAGAAGGCACCGCAGCGCAUUGCUGCACUGCGGCCUUUGGGCAUGCUUGGAAUGGUCAUGGAACGGUCAUCGGUGGACUGGUCAUUCAUUUCGCCAAAUGUGAUAAGUGAUAAGAUGUGAUAAGAUAAGACAGAUGUGAUUGUCGCAGUCCACCUAUGGAUUCCAUUGUUAAAACGGC